Molecule: messenger RNA, 2438 nt
Organism: Bacillus rossius redtenbacheri
Lineage: Eukaryota; Metazoa; Arthropoda; Insecta; Phasmatodea; Bacillidae
Product: metal cation symporter ZIP14-like
Exons: 9
Coding region: 240-1520 (426 amino acids)
Biological process (GO): zinc ion import across plasma membrane; intracellular monoatomic cation homeostasis
Cellular component (GO): plasma membrane
Molecular function (GO): monoatomic cation:bicarbonate symporter activity; zinc ion transmembrane transporter activity
Source: RefSeq, a predicted model, not a curated record
CCUACCACAACACUGUAACGUACGCGAGCUAAGAAUAUUUGCGUGCACGUGUGAACAACACAGACUGCAGCGCUAUCUGUACGGCGACAGGGAGAACCAUUCAGAUUCUAGCCAAAUAGCCAGCUGAUCGACGAGGCAGCCGCGGAGCAGCAGUCAGCCGGCGCGGCGUGUGUUGUGGUUGUGUGUUAGGUUGUGUGUGAUUUUUGCGUGAGUGUGUGUGAGUUGUGGUCUGUGUUAGGAUGUGGAGGAUUUUCGUGUUGACUGCAUGCGUUCAAGAGCUUGUAGCAGUAAACUACACAGUGCAGGUGUACGCUAAAGCGAACACUUCUGAUGAUGUUUCGUUAGCGGAAAUGAAGGACGCUUUGAAGGAAGUGAUUAAAUGCCGGGUGCCAUGCGGUUGGAAUGUCAGCACUUGUGUCAACGAGGGCCACUCGUGGGGCGGGCUGGUGGCUCCGGGGGCGGCGCGCGCCUUCGACGUCCGCAUCGUCGAGGAGGAGGCGGGAGCCGCCGCCGGGGGCUGGCCCGACGCCGCCGCCGCCGACCGCCCCAGCGCGCUGGAAGUGUGGGGCUUCGGCCUCGUCUCGGUGGCGGUGAUCAGCCUGUCGGGACUGGGCGGCGGGGUGUUCAUGCCCUUCAUACACACCAAGUACUACCUGCUGGGCAUUAACUUCUUCCUGGGGCUGGGCGCCGGCUCCCUCACUGCCACGGCCACGCUGCAGCUGAUCCCGGAGGCUUUUCGGAUCAUGGACUAUGUCGAUCACUACAUCAACAUAUCAUUGAGUAUUUUGGGCUGCAUAUGGACACUUUAUCUUUGCCAAAACCUAUCGAAAGUUAUAUUUCAUACCAAAGAGGCACCUGAUCUUCGGGGGCCCGACAGAGACCAGAGUGGCAGCAUACGGCUGGAAGAGGACAGCCUACUCACCAUCACCACAGUCAGGGUUAAUGGUGACCUGGAGGGGCCAGACAAGGACCUAAGCAGUUUACCAAUUGAUGAUGACACCUUGCUGGCACCUGUUUCCACUACAAAAGUUUUAAAGUCAGUUGGAGAAGGCAUUGCCCCGCUGGCGAUGAUGAUCAUCAUUGGAGACGGCAUCCACAACUUCAUGGAUGGCAUGUCCAUCGGAGCUGGCUACGCGCAGAACGUGAAGACAGGAAUGGGUUUGGCGAUCGCAGUCGCUUGUGAAGAGUUUCCUCACGAAUUAGGGGAUUUUGCUAUUCUGAUCAGCUCAGGAAUGCCAGUGAAAAAGGCUUUGUUGUACAACUUUCUGUCAGCGUGUACAAUAUAUUUUGGUCUGGCAGUAGGAAUAAUGCUGGGUGAAUUCCAAGUUGAGUUCAUUUUUGCGUUUGCUGGGGGUCUGUUCCUGUACGUCGCGUUGACAGGCUUGUUCCCAGAGCUGAGCCAGAUGUUGGAGGACUGUUUGAAGAAGAGCAGAAGAAAAGCGUUCUGGAUUCUUUUGCUGCAGUGUGCUGGCACAAUGACUGGCAUCACUAUCCUCUACCUAGUGACUGCUUAUUCGUGAUUCGUUGAAUCACUCUUGUAGUUCCAGACGUUCGUCCUUGAGGAUCGUUAUCAUCGAACAACGUGUUUACUUUUAUUCAUUGUUUACUUCCUUUGCUCAGGCUGUCACAUUUUAGGUAGUUUUUAUUGUUGGUAGUGUAAUUUAUUUUAAUUGCGAGUGACACAGUUUUAAGUUGUUGAAAAGUAUUAAUUGUUUGUUAUUUAUUCUUGAAAAAUAAUUGAAAUAUUAGACAUUAUUUUGAUUAUAGAUGUAGAUAGGGUCAUUUUCCAUUACAGAAACUAAGGCCAGAAUGUGCACACCCGCCAUAAUUCUGUUACUAAAUGCAAUUUUUUUUGUUCAAAGAGUAAAAAUGUUGCUGCAGUUCCCUUUUAAAGGUGUUUUAUAAAAAUAAAGAACACACACUUCAAUAAAUUUAAUUUCAUGCUUUAUCUGUAAUAUAUUUACUGAUGAUGUUCUUCCAUUGUCUUAGGAGUUACCUAAUAGUUCACUUGCAUUAAGUUUGCUUUUGACAAAAAAAAAAAAAAAAAAUGCCUUUAUACACUCUUGUCUUAUGACAUCAGCGCAUGACUUGCUGGAGCUUCAGACCACAUGAUGAUGAUGAUGAUGUGUGAGAAUGGUUUGAAGAACUGAGACUAAGAUGUUCUGGAUUUGGUUAAGGAACUCCUACCGCUUCCCAUUUUUGCACGGAUGUAGUUAGUAAUGGAACUCGGCCUAUAGUACAAAAAUUGUUAUGACCAAUAAAAGAUAGUAUAGUUGUCGAACUCCAAAGAACGUAAUAUUGGUGGAGUUCAGUUUUAAAAAAAUGGUUGUACAGUGCUGCCAGUUGUAAAUCAUACAAUGUACAGUGUAAAUUCCCAUGUUUCUACAGAAAAAAUAGUCUUACCAUAUUUUUUAUAAUAAAAUAUGUAUGGAAAGAAA